GCCAUCGCUAAGCUAUUACUCCUCCUAAGCUAUAACGCUGUCUUUUCCUUAUCAUGGCCAAUAGUCUUCCAAACAUAGUCCCAAGCAUCUUCAUUUUCUCAACCAUUUUCUUCUUCUUUUACUUCUCAACCCCUUCCACCGCCCAAAACGACACCGUCUUCGCAACAACUUUAUCCCCUGAAAAUUUCGGAAACAGACCACUGAUUCUAACCCACCUUCACUUCUACUUCCACGACAUCAUUGACGGCCCUAAUCAGACAACCGUCAGAGUUGCCGGCGCAAACUUGACGAGCAAAUUUUCGUUGCCUUUUGGUGAUGUGGCGGUGAUAGACGACCCUUUGACACUAGGUCCAGACUUGAACUCCAAAAUUGUAGGAAGAGCACAAGGAAUAUAUGCCUCGGCAUCAAAAUCUGAGCUUAGCUUGUUAAUGGUUCUCAACUAUGUUUUCUUUGAAGGAAAAUAUAAUGGUAGCACGCUUAGCAUCUUGGGACGCAACUCUGUGAAUUCGAGCGUGAGAGAGUUGCCGAUCGUUGGAGGUAGUGGGGUUUUCAGAUUUGCUAGGGGCUAUGCUCUGGCCAAGACUUAUAAAUUCGACACCAAUUCUAGUGAUGCUAUUGUGGAGUACAACGUCUAUGUCUACCAUUAAUUAUUGGUGAGUUUUGUUUAAUUCUCUGUUUUUAUUUAUAGAGUAUACUUCUUGUUUGGCGUAUCUACUAGUACCAUUUGAC
Ziziphus jujuba (common jujube) is the source of this 729-nucleotide messenger RNA. RefSeq names its product dirigent protein 21-like. The coding region runs from base 54 to 647 and encodes 197 amino acids. Lineage: Eukaryota; Viridiplantae; Streptophyta; Magnoliopsida; Rosales; Rhamnaceae. The record is from RefSeq and is a predicted model, not a curated record. The transcript has a single exon.